Paramecium pentaurelia is the source of this 330-nucleotide messenger RNA. The record is from the annotation of a GenBank genome assembly. Lineage: Eukaryota; Ciliophora; Oligohymenophorea; Peniculida; Parameciidae.
CAAUGCAAUAGAUAAAAAGGAAUAUUCAAUUAAAUUAAUAAUAUUCAGAGGCAGAAAGGUAUGAUCAGAACUUGAAAUCAAUCAGUAGAAAUACAUGGUGGCAUGAAUCAAAAUCUAAAUAUGAUAAAGUUAAUGAAUUGAAAUUUAUGAAUAAAGUGUAACGUGCAAUCUAUUAAUAUCUAUAGCUAUUCUAAAGAAGUCGAAAAUGCUUAUUAAGAAUUGAAAAAAAGAAGAAAUUGUAUGCUCAAAGAUCUCUAUGAAAAAGAAGCACGUGAAUGGGAAUAAGAACUAAGAGCCAAAGGAUUAGCUAUUUACAAAAACAAAUUAUGA